AUGCGUGUAAAGACACAUGAGGGUUUGAUAAAAUUUGCAUUCUUCGCGCCCGUAACGGUUACCAGUUUGAUCUUCCGUUUCAGAUUCGGUUUCGGUUUUGGUUUUGGUUUCAGUUUCGGUUUCGAUCCAAUUCGUUUCCGCUUUCUAGCGGCCCCGUCUUUCGCUUCCUUUUCUUUUCUUGUCGGGUUUUUUCGGCCUUCUCGGGAUUUUUUUCGGUUAUGCGUUUAUCAUUAUGACGCCGGCCUCAACGGGCGUGCAAACCUACUCUGUUUUUCUGGUGAUGUCAGUGUUGUUGCAUCGCAUGAGAAACUAAAACCCGAAGAUUGGCAACUGGCCUGCGUAGGGACUGGUGCAUCCAGCCAACCAGCACAAUAUUCUGGUGUCACUUUUCUGGUGGUAGCGAGCACAAUAUUGCACAGCGUUUGGCAAAGGCGGCCUGCCGCACGCGAAGUCUAA
Messenger RNA from Lachancea sp. 'fantastica', 456 nucleotides. NCBI's taxonomy places the organism in Eukaryota, Fungi, Ascomycota, Saccharomycetes, Saccharomycetales, Saccharomycetaceae. The record is from the annotation of a GenBank genome assembly.